This is a messenger RNA of Clonostachys solani, 336 nucleotides long. The record is from the annotation of a GenBank genome assembly. NCBI's taxonomy places the organism in Eukaryota, Fungi, Ascomycota, Sordariomycetes, Hypocreales, Bionectriaceae.
AUGCCUUCUCUAAAGCAAAUCUUCAUUCUUGCGGCCCCUUUCAUGGGCCUCAUUCGACAGGUUGCUGCCAAUCCUGAAAUUGACGAGAGCAACGAUCUUAUUGCCCGUGACGAUUUCGAUAGCGACCUAUACGUCAGAGGUGCUGGUAACGGCGUUAUCAAGCGUCCUGGACCUGGCCCCAGGCCACCAACCAUCGUUGUCACUCCUCCUUCACGACGACCACGAUCAUUGAACCGCCGAGGUGCCGGUAACGGGGCUAUCAAGCGUCCUGGACCCGGCCCUAGACCUCCAACUAUAGUUGUAACUCCUCCCCAGCGACGACCCGGGCAUCGAUGA